Messenger RNA from Vigna angularis (adzuki bean), 1827 nucleotides. Its product is annotated as F-box/FBD/LRR-repeat protein At1g13570. The transcript is spliced from 3 exons. NCBI's taxonomy places the organism in Eukaryota, Viridiplantae, Streptophyta, Magnoliopsida, Fabales, Fabaceae. The record is from RefSeq and is a predicted model, not a curated record. Gene Ontology annotation, molecular function: protein binding. Bases 522 to 1790 code for a protein of 422 amino acids.
ACACAGUACCUUGCACGCAACAUUUUAGUUUUUCACUCUCAAUACUCAUCGCUCCGAAACAAAAAAAGACAGAAUUUUUGCUCUAGAGUUUCAUUUAAGUGCCCACAAUUCUCUUCCCUUUCUUCUCUUCCCCAAUGCCCCUUUUUCUGAAAUCCAAUCCCAUGCUCGCUUGGAAUCCGUGAUCCAGCCCCUUCAGCUACAAUUCGCUUCCAAUCUCGCUAAUGGGUGCCUUUUUUCUUGGUACAUUCUAUUGGGUUCUUUCUCAAUGCAAACAAUUUAACCCUCAAGACUGUGUUUGUAUUGGAUCGUAGAUUUCAGUACGUGGGUUCACAAUACCAGAAUAAAAAACCAGGGUUAGUGAUAUAUAUACUUAUACAAAGUAAAUGGGUGUGCUUUCCUUUUCUUUUUCUUUAAUGGGUGAUUUGAUUUCAGAAGAAUUGCGGGCAAAUUGAGCUUUUCUAUUGUUUUUUAUUCUGGCUCCUUGAGUUGUUGUUGUGUUGUGAAUUAGGCGGGUGAUAAGAAUGGUUGAUGUGAUGGGUCCUGACUUGAUUAGUGACCUUCCUCAAAGCAUUAUAGAGAGUAUUCUGGUGCAGCUUCCAAUUAGAGAUGCUGUGAGAACUAGCAUUUUAUCUAGUAAAUGGAGAUACAAAUGGGCUUCAAUUACUCAACUUGUGUUUGAUGACAAAUGUGUGCCGCCCUUUAGUAAUGAUAGGGAGGUUGUUGAGAGGAGUGUUGUCAAGUUCAUCACCAGGGCGUUGUUUCUUCACCAAGGGCCAAUUCAUAAGUUUCAAAUUUCGAAUUCGAUGUUGCAAAGCUGUCCUGAAAUUGAUCAGUGGAUUCUUUUCCUAUCGAGGAAUGAUAUCAAGGUGUUGGUUAUGGAGUUAGGAGAAGGGGAAUUUUUUAGAAUACCUUCAAGCCUUUUCAAUUGUAGGAAGUUGACUAGGUUGGAGCUGUCGCGGUGCGAGUUGGACCCGCCGCAUAGUUUUAAGGGGUUUGUGUGCUUGAGGAGCCUCAACCUUCACCAAGUUUUGAUAUCCCCUGAUGCAGUUGAGAGCCUAAUUUCCAGAUGCCCUCUCUUGGAGAGUUUAUCACUGUCAUAUUUUGAUAAUUUGGCUCUUACUAUCUCUGCCCCAAAUCUUAAAUACUUGUAUCUUGAAGGUGAAUUCAAGGAUAUAUGUCUUGAAGAUACUCCACUUUUGGUGGAAAUAUCUAUUGCUAUGUAUAUGACUGAUGAUAUUGCUGAGCACUUUGAGCAAAGCUCAAACUGCAAUUUUCUCAAGUUUCUUGGUGGUGUGCCUAAUCUUGAGAAGCUUGUCGGGCUUAUCUACUUCACAAAGUAUUUGAGCAUAGGUAUUGAUUCGGUGCAUCUUCCAAUAAUGUACCACAAUUUAGAGACUAUUGAAUUAUAUCAAGUAAAUUUUGAGGAUACAAAAGAGAUACUUGUCAUCCUUCGCAUGAUUACAAGUUCUCCCAAUCUAAAAGAGCUACAUAUUUCAGGUUCAUCGAACAUACCCAUUGCUGCAGAUGCCCCGGACUUGGAUUUUUGGGAAAAAGGAUGUCUUUCAGAUUCUGCACUUAACAAGCUUAAAACCGUGAAGUUGUCAGAAAUGGGUGGUUGGCCACAUGAGAUAGAAUUUAUCAAAUAUUUGCUUUGCCGUUCUCCUGUGCUUGAGACAUUGAGUAUCAUUCCCUGUGUAUUUGACAUGGGGAAUAAUUUGAAAAUGUUGAUCGAAUUGGUGAAAUGUCGAAGAGCUUCUUCUAGAGGAGAAGUUAUUUUCAUCCACGAGUGAAAUGGUGGAGUGUUAUAAAAUGCAUUGUUCUAUACCA